Molecule: messenger RNA, 903 nt
Organism: Struthio camelus australis
Lineage: Eukaryota; Metazoa; Chordata; Aves; Struthioniformes; Struthionidae
Product: olfactory receptor 10A4-like
Biological process (GO): G protein-coupled receptor signaling pathway
Cellular component (GO): membrane
Molecular function (GO): G protein-coupled receptor activity; olfactory receptor activity; odorant binding
Source: RefSeq, a predicted model, not a curated record
AUGGAUUUUCUCCUACUGGAAACGGGGAAUGUCCCCUCCCUCCAGGUUCUGCUUUUCUUCCUCUUGCUUACGAUCUACUUGAUGACUGUGGUUGGGAACAUCCUCAUCCUUGUGCUGGUGGAUGAGCAUCUGCACACUCCCGUGUACUUCUUCCUGGGCAAUCUGUCCUCCUUGGAGACCUGCUACAGGAGUACCAUCCUGCCCCGGCUGCUGGCCAGGUUCCUGAUGGACAGAACCAUCUCUGCUCAUGGCUGUAUUACACAACUAUAUUUCUUUGGCUUGUUUGCAAAGUGUUAUCUCCUGGCAGUCAUGUCCUAUGAUCAGUACUUGGCCAUAUGCCAACCGCUGCUCUAUGGAAGCCUCAUGACCUGGAAGGUCUCUCUGCAGCUGGCAGCAGCGUCUUGGCUGGUGGGAUUCAUUCUCUCUACAGCAGUCACUUCUUUUUUAUCCCAGCUGAAGUUCUGUGGCCCAAAGUCUAUUGACCACUUCUGUGAUUUUAUCCCAUUGCUGGAGCUUGCCUGCAGUGACACCAGUGUGGUUAAAAUAUUAAGUUUUAUCCUAUGCUUUCUUAAUCUAGUCUUCCCCUUCCUGUUCACCCUGGCCUCCUACGUGUGCAUCAUAGCUGCCAUCCUGAGGAUCUCAUCCAGCGUGGGCAGGCAGAAGGCCUUCUCCAUCUUCUCCCCUCGCCUCACCGUCGUCACUGUUUUCUAUGGCACCCUCAUUGUUGUCUACCUGAUGCCCAGAACAGCCCCUCUGAGGCAGCUCAACAAAAUGUUCUCCUUUUUCUAUACUGUCCUCACACCCCUGGUCAAUCCCCUCAUCUACAGCCUGCGGAACAGGGAGAUCAGGGAAGCCCUGAGGAAAGCUCUCAGGAAAGCUCUGGCUUGCACCCAGAGCUUAUAG